AUGAUAAACUCCACUCUCGUCUCUUUCUUCAGUCUUGGGGCGUACUUUGACAGCGGUGUUUUGAAAUACUUGUACUUCCUCACCAUCCUGGCAUUUUAUGUCUCCAUCAUCUGUGCUAAUUCGUUCCUCAUCGCUCUGAUCUGUGUGAACCGGAGCCUCCAUGAGCCCAUGUACAUCUUCCUGUGCAGCCUGUUUGUGAAUGAGCUCUACGGUAGUACGGGUUUGUUCCCUCUCCUCCUGGUGCAGACUCUCUCUGACGUCCACACCGUCUCGCUGCCGAUCUGCUUCCUGCAGAUCUUCUGUUUGUAUUCUUAUGGAGGUAUCGAGUUUCUGACCUUAGCCAUCAUGUCUUACGACCGAUACCUCGCCAUCUGUUAUCCUCUCCAAUAUAACACACGAAUGACGCCCAAUAAGAUUGCCGGGCUCACUGUUCUGAUAUGGUUGUACCCGCUCUUCAUCAAUGCCGUCAUCGUGUUCGGCCUGACCUUCCCUCUGCAGCUGUGCGGGAAUGUCAUCAACAAAGUCUACUGUGAUAACUACCUGGUAGUCAAGCUGGCGUGCUCUGACACCACGCUCAACAACGUCUUUGGGCUGAGUCACAUGUUCACGGUGAUAUUUGGACUCAUCGUUCUGAUUAUUUACACCUACAUCAGGAUCCUUAAAGUCUGCUUCUCUGGAUCCAAGCAGACCAGGCAGAAAGCGGUGAGCACCUGCACGCCUCACCUGGCCUCACUGAUCAACUUCUCCUCCGGGUGUUUCUUUGAGAUAGUCCAGAGCAGGUUCAACCUCUACAACCUACCAAACAUGCUGCGUAUAUUCUUAUCGUUGUACUGGCUGACGGGCCAGCCGCUCGUUAACCCUUUACUGUACGGUCUGAAGAUGUCCAAAAUACGGAUGGUCUGUAAAAGCCUGUUCUUCAGGGAGUCCCAGAGAGUCUGA
Cheilinus undulatus (humphead wrasse) is the source of this 939-nucleotide messenger RNA. Its product is annotated as olfactory receptor 11A1-like. Gene Ontology annotation, biological process: G protein-coupled receptor signaling pathway. Gene Ontology annotation, cellular component: membrane. The transcript has a single exon. Gene Ontology annotation, molecular function: G protein-coupled receptor activity; olfactory receptor activity. The coding region runs from base 1 to 939 and encodes 312 amino acids. The record is from RefSeq and is a predicted model, not a curated record. NCBI's taxonomy places the organism in Eukaryota, Metazoa, Chordata, Actinopteri, Labriformes, Labridae.